AUUCACGUCAUUGCACAUCUUUGGCUUUGAAUCUAGGAGUCUGAUUAUGCGAUUAAGCUUGCACAGACGGAGACACAUUGUAAUUUGAAUACAAGUGUGAUAAACAGUAUUUAGGCCCUACAUGAAACUUCAUUAUUUGCUAGAAUAACAAGAGAUAAAGCAACAGGUAGUAUAUAAAAGAAAAUAAUACACAAAGUGUAGAGGAGAGAGUAUUCGUGACAGAUGUGUAUUUUCAUGAGUUUCUAGCUUAAAUUGAUAUCCUGUUUAUAGAAGAGAUUGACGAACCAGGAUAACAUAACUGAUGAGAAAGGGGUCUUCUGUGAUCUGAGGCGGAUGAAUAUAAAAUCAAACUUUUGUUGACAUUAAGUGCCGGGACAGUAAAAACAGUUUCCAUUAUGGAUAUGUACCAUGUUUACCGUUUCUUCCUGUGGGCUCUCUUUAUUUGGAUUCAGAGAUCACUGACAGACGGCCAGACGAUAUUUAAUGAACGUUUUAUUGGAUGCUUCAGGGAUGACGGGAAUGAUCGGGUUUUCCCAGUUUAUAUUAGCCAGAGCAUACUUGUGCCAAACGAUUUCACAGUCGAAAAGUGCAUUGAUGAAUGCAUUGCUUUAAGCAUGGCAUAUGCAGGAGUGCAGUACCAACAAGAAUGCUUCUGUGGGGGCGCUAGGACAGACUACGAUCGCCUGGGUGAACUGCCUCUGGAUGACUGCAAAGUGUAUAUAUGUCGUGGAAAUCAGGACCAAUAUUGUGGGGGAUUGGAUGCACUUCUUGUCUACAAUACAACAGUGAUGGUUCCAGACAAACUACAAACAGCUACUGCAGAGUUAUCAUCUACAUCUGACACAUCUACCCUAAGGACAUUUAUUACAAAUUCAACAGAACUAUUUCCUACGACAUCUGGCUCAACCACCACGAAAACGCCGAUGAUUCCUGCUAUUAAUUCAAUAGCUUUGUACGCUGGACUUGGUGGUGGUGGAGCGACUAUCGCGAUACUUAUCAUCGUAGUGAUCACUAUCGUCUUCAAUCGUAGAAAGCGGAUGUUAUCGUCUCCAACCGAAGUAGUACCACCAGAAAAGCCUUACAUGGAUCUGGAACCAACAAACAAUAGUCAAGCAACAACAUAUGAGUCUUUGGGAACUGGUUCCGUGUCAAAGGUCGAGGACGGUUCUUACGAGAACCAAACAGUAGUAAAACAGCAUCAGUUUAUCCACCAGGUUACGAUGGAAGACGAGCACCCGUACGAGCUUCCAGCUCUUUAUUAGCGGUUUUGUUCAAGUUUAAUGAUCUUUACCAUCAUGCGGGUAUAAGGAAGGGGAAACGGUAGAUUGUUGGGUUGAGUAACAUGAGCAUCUGUACGAGCUUAUAGUUCUUGAACUGUUUAAAAGGGAUAUUGUUCAAGUUUAACUUUAGAUAUCUUUAUCAUCAUGCGGGUAUGGUGAAAGUGGAAACAGCAGGAUUGUUUGGUCGGGUAACCAGAGCACCUGUACGAGCUGUCAUUUCUUUAAGAGCGAUAUCUUUAAAGUUAAAAAAAAAAUGUUUAUCAUGUGUCAGUAUAAGAAAGGUAGAUGGGUAGAUCAUUAAGCUGUGUAUAUAACACGAGCACCUGUACUAGCUUUCAUUUUAUAAAGGCGAUAUUGUUAAAUUCUUAUCAUUAUCAUCAUGCGGAUACAGGGAAGGUGGAAACGGUAUUGUUGGAUUGGGUAACCCGAUCACUUGGACGAGCUCCUGGCUCUUUUAGAGCGAUAUUACUCAAUACGAGAUUUCAGCUCUUAAGAGCGAUUUCCUUUAACAUAUCUUUUUCAUUAUGCGGAUAAAAGAAGGUGGAAGGGUAGUAAUUGUGUUGAGUAACACGAGCACCUAUACGAGCUUUCUUUCUUUCAGAGCGAUAUUGUUUCAGUUUGACUUAAAAUAUCAUUAUCAUCAUUCGGGCACUGCAAAGAUGGAAACGGCAGGAUUGAUGAGUCGGGUAAACGACCACUUAUACAUUCUUUAAGAGUGAUAUUAGUUUAAAUAAAUAUCUUUAUUCUUAGGCACGAUGGAAACCUUAUUAUUCUUGGCUUGGGUCAAUAUGAAAGUCAUUGUUCUUUAUUGAAAUGUUGAUAGAUGUGUGUGGUAUAUUUUGUAUUCAAUUUAAAGAAGUAUCUUUAUGUUUGAUGAUUAAAAGAAAUCAAUCGUAUAUUCUAAAUAGUUUUGACCGGUGAUAUAAGUGUUUUUAUCAAGUAAGAGCAUUAUGUAUAAUCCUAACUUUAUUUUAUAAGAUUUUCUUUAUUCGGUUAUGAAAAUCAUUUAUCAUCAUCAUCAUCAUCAUCAUCAUCAUCAUCAUCAUCAUCAUCAUCAUCAUACCUUCUAAUUUAUUUUCUAGACAAGAAGGAAAUGUGUUUUCUUGAUAUUAUUUGAAAAUCAAUGAAGAUGGGCUUUUGUAAACAUUAUUUUCAAAAAUUCAAAUUUACUUUUGUUUUCCUCGAUGUUUUCAUGGAGUUCUGUUCCAAAUUGAGAGAAGUAAGAAUCAAAGUUUUUCGAUACUAUUGUAGGGUUUUCGAUAAAAUGUGAAUUCUCUGAUCAAU
Messenger RNA from Lytechinus pictus (painted urchin), 2564 nucleotides. Its product is annotated as sialate:O-sulfotransferase 1-like. Gene Ontology annotation, cellular component: plasma membrane. NCBI's taxonomy places the organism in Eukaryota, Metazoa, Echinodermata, Echinoidea, Temnopleuroida, Toxopneustidae. The record is from RefSeq and is a predicted model, not a curated record. Bases 396 to 1262 code for a protein of 288 amino acids. The transcript has 6 exons.